AUGGCCCUCGAUACGGCAGCCUAUCCGGCUCGGAAGGAUGAGAGAGAGACAGAGCAAGCAAGAGGAGUGGAGGCCCGUCACAUCAGCACAUUACGCUGCGUCCUUGUGGUGGAGGAGCGCAGGAGUCAUCAACCCGGGCUUCAAGUCCAGGGACCACUGAGGGGUGGCUACCGGCGGGGGGCGGGCUUUCAUUCAUCACAGGCGCCCGGGCUCCAUCGCUGCAGACGUAUGAGCGGUGAAGUGGCCACACAGGACGGGCCGCUGCUCAGGCGUGGAGCGGUCAAUGGGCAGAGUUUGGAGAUAGACACAGAAGGAGAUAAGAGCCACCUCCUGUUGAGGGCGAGGGCAGUCAAGGAGGGAGAGGAGCAAGUCAAAGAGGGAGAGGAAAGAUCAAAGAGAGAGAAGGAGCCUGUCAAAGAGGAGAGAAAACAGUCAAAGAGGGGAGAGAGCAGGUCCAAGGAGGGGGAGAGCACGACAAAGCGGGAGAGGAGCAGGUCAAAGAGGGAGAGAACCGGUCAAAGAGGAGAGGACAGGUCAAAGAGGAGGAAACAGGUCAAGAGGAGAGGUGCAGGAACAAAGAGGGAGAGGAGCAGUCAAAGAGGAGAGGAGCAGGUCAAAGAGGGAGAGGAGCAGGUCAAAGAGAGUAGAGGAGCAGGUCAAAGAGGGGAGGAGCAGGUCAAGAGGGAGAGGAGCAGAUCAAAGAGGGGAGAGGAGCAGGUCAAAGAGGGAGAAGGUAGCAGUCAAAGAGGCGAGGGAGAGGAGCCGGUCAAAGAGGGAGAGGAGCAGGUCAAGGAGGGAGAGGAUCAGGUCAAAGAGGAGAUGGAGCAGGUCAAAGAGGAGAGAGCGCAGGUCAAAGAGGGGAGAGGAGCAGGUCAAAGGAGGGAGAGGAGCAAGGUCAAAGAGGGAGAGGAGCAGGUCAAAGAGGGAGAGGAGCAGGUCAAAGGGGAGAGGAGCAGGUUCAUGGAGGGAGAGGAGCAGAGUCAAAAGAGAGAGAGGAGCAGAAUCAAGGAGGGAGAGGUGCAGGUCAAAGAGGGAGAGGCGCAGUGUCAAAGGCAGGAGCCACUGGAACUAGAGGAGCAACAGGAGCCAAAGGAGCUCCAGGAGCCACAGAAGACAAAGGAGCUCCAGCAGCCACAGGAGCUAGAGGAGCCACAGGAACCACAGGAGUUGAAGGAGCCACAGAGGCUACAGGAGCUUGAGGAGCCACAGGAACCACAGGAGUUGAAUGAGCCGCAGAAGACAAAGAAGCUACAGGAGCCAAGACAACUACAGGAGCAAAAGGGGUUGGAGGAGCCAGAGGAGCUACAGGAGCUAAAGGAGCCACAGGGGCCUCCGGAGCUACAGGAACCACAGGCGCAUGGCGCCGUGGCAAGAGCUCUGGUAGGAGGUACAGGAGCCAUAGGAGCUACAGGAGGCACAGGAGCCACAGGAGCCACAGGAGCCACUGGAGUUGAAGGAGCCACAGGAGCUCCAGGAGCCACAGAAAACAAAGGAGCUACAGGAGCCACGACAGCUACAGGAGCCACAGGAGUUGGAGAAGCCAGAGGAGCUACAGGAGCUAAAGGAGCCACAGGAGCCAAAGGAGCUCCAGGAGCCACUGGAGCCAGAGGAGCUACAGGAGACACAGGAACCACAGGAGUUGAAGGAGCCACAGGAGCUACAGGAGCCAUAGGAGACACAGAAGCCACAGGAACAACAGGAGUUGAAGGAGCCACAGAAAACAAACGAACUACAGGAGCCACGGCAGCUACAGGAGCCACAGGAGAUACAAGAGCUAGAGCCAGAGGAGCCACAGGAGCCACAGGAGCUACAGGAACCACAGGAGUUGAAGGAGCGACAGGAGCCAUAGGAGCUACAGGAGACACAGGAUCCACAGGAGUUGAAGGAGCCACAGGAGCUACAGGAGCCAUAGGAGCUACAGGAGACACAGGAACCACAGGAGUUGAAGGAGCCACGGCAGCUACAGGAGCCACUGGAGCCAGAGGAGCUACAGGAGAUAAAGGAGCUACAGGAGCAACAGAAAAUACAGGAGCCACUGGAACUAGAGGAGCAACAGGAGCCAGAGGAGCCAAAGGAGCUACAGUAUUUACAGGAGAUACAGGAGCACAGGAACCACAGGAGUUGAAGGAGCCACAGGAACCACAGGAGUUGAAGGAGCCACAGGAGCCAUAG
Messenger RNA from Knipowitschia caucasica, 2172 nucleotides. NCBI's taxonomy places the organism in Eukaryota, Metazoa, Chordata, Actinopteri, Gobiiformes, Gobiidae. The record is from the annotation of a GenBank genome assembly.